Wasmannia auropunctata (little fire ant) is the source of this 2257-nucleotide messenger RNA. It is a transcript of the gene CycA, whose product is annotated as cyclin-A2. Gene Ontology annotation, molecular function: cyclin-dependent protein serine/threonine kinase regulator activity. Gene Ontology annotation, biological process: regulation of cyclin-dependent protein serine/threonine kinase activity; mitotic cell cycle phase transition. Gene Ontology annotation, cellular component: nucleus; cytoplasm; cyclin A2-CDK2 complex. The transcript has 6 exons. Bases 327 to 1802 code for a protein of 491 amino acids. NCBI's taxonomy places the organism in Eukaryota, Metazoa, Arthropoda, Insecta, Hymenoptera, Formicidae. The record is from RefSeq and is a predicted model, not a curated record.
CAAACGGCAACCGUGACCCGUUGGUUGCCGAGUGCGCCCCGAUUUCCCGCAAUCUCUCUGAACAUGCUCAGCCGGCUGUGAGGGGAGCGUUACGCGUUCGGGGGCAUUCGUUUCGUCGCGGCACGUGUGAAGAAAUCGGGGACGGGGUACGCGCGCGCCCGUUGUCAUCUAUUUGGCAGAGCGGCCUUUUCUUCUCUCUCUCUCUCAACCCGGUACUUCGUUCCGCGGCGGCGGAGGUGUCCCGCAAGAUCUCUCCCGCGCACGCACCGCAGUCGGUUUGUCGGUUUCUUCCGUUACGCGAGUGGGCGACCGCCACGCGAGCCACGAUGGCCACGAUCAGGAUACACCAGGAUCAGGAUCAGGAGAAUCGCAUCGCCGACCGGCGCAACCGCGACAAGGAGAACUUCGCCGCGGCCGCCGCGGCCACCGCCGCCGCCGCUGCCGCCGCCGUGAUGAACAAGCAGACACAAGUGCUGCACCAGAAACGCGCCGUUCUCGGGGUCCUGCACAACAAUUGUCCACGGAACGCGGCGAAGCCCCAGGAGGUCUACAAAGAUGAGAAGUACAUCAAAUCGAAACCUACCUUUGUACCCACGCAAUCUGAGUCUUUCAAAAUUUUCGAGGAGGACUUUUACAAGAAGGAGGAACCAGCCUUCAAGAUUUAUGAGGAUAAGCUGGAGGAAGAAACAUCUGUCGCUCUUAGAAACUCGAAGGAGAAGAAGGAAGCGAAAGCUGUACAAGAAACGAUGACAAAGUUCGAACAAAGGGAACAGCUGAAAUUAGAAGUGGACUCUGUAGACAGCACUUCCACUUAUGUAUUUUCUAGUAAGAUCGAGGAAGUCGGUCAAAAUAAGCAGGAUGAUGUCUUAUCGAAAGACAGUCCCAUGUCACUGGGGAUGUCGUUAGAGAAGUCACUCACAUAUAGCAGUUCCUCCAACGACGAGUAUAGAACCAGAAGGGAGUGUAACAAGGAAUUGAGAACCACUUUCUUCGAUGUAGAUGAAUACAGGGCUGAUAUAUACAAUUAUUUGCGAGUGUCAGAGACACUGUAUAGACCAAAGCCUGGUUACAUGAAGAAGCAGCCUGAUAUUUCAUAUUCAAUGAGAUCUAUAUUGAUAGAUUGGCUCGUAGAGGUAGCUGAGGAAUAUCGGUUGCAGGACGAGACACUUUACUUGUCCAUUUCGUACAUCGAUCGCUUUUUAUCGUACAUGAGCGUUAUAAGAACGAAGUUACAACUCGUUGGAACUGCCGCUAUGUUUAUCGCGGCGAAAUACGAGGAGAUUUAUCCGCCCGAUGUAGGAGAAUUUGUAUAUAUCACAGAUGAUACGUAUUCAAAGACACAAGUGAUAAAAAUGGAGAAUUUGAUAUUGAAGGUUUUGUCAUUCGAUUUAACUGUACCGACGCAUUUCACAUUCCUCAAUGAAUAUUGCAUCAGCAACAAUUUAUCGGACAAAAUUAAAUUUUUGGCAAUGUACUUGUGCGAGUUGUCGAUGCUCGAGGGAGACCCAUAUUUGCAGUACUUGCCAAGUCACUUGGCUGCAUCCGCGAUAGCACUAGCGCGGCAUACGUUGCGGGAAGAGAUCUGGCCACACGAAUUGGAACUGUCAACUGGAUACAGUUUAAAGACUCUGAAGGAAUGUAUUGCAUACUUGAGCAAAACCUUCUCCAAUGCUCCUAACAUGCAGCAAACAGCAAUACAGGAGAAGUACAGAAGCAGCAAGUACGGUCAUGUAUCCAUGCUGUUGCCUCGUAGUACCGAGGCGGUAUCGUGCGAGGACGAGGAUGAAGAGGAAGGCAUUUAGUAAAGAAUAUUGUCAGACAGGCACAGAAUUAAAAUAACCUUUUUUUUUCUGUGUUUAAAUUGGUAAUUGAAUAACGAACCUCCCAUGGCAGGCUUACACUGAAAAUGAAGGAGGGGAUGAGGGCAAGACUUGACCUGCCAUUCCUAUAAAAUGGAAGGAAAAACGUACGAUUUACUAUUUCUUUCUCGUGAAUUUGUUGCAGUCCGGUCGGUACAUUUUGCGAGAGCAAAAUCCUCUACCUGAUUCUCCUACCUUCACCACACAUUAUUUUGUAUCAACAAUGUCUUCAUAUUCUUAAGUCAUGGCCUAACGAAAAUUUUAAUAAUUACUUUAAAAGUUUUGCCAAUAUAAAACUCCAGAAAGGGAGAGGGGGAGAGAGAGAAAGAAAGAGAUAAUAAUCUCAAAAAUUGUAUUUUUAUAAGUACUUUUUAGAGGAUUAAAACAACAACGCGAUA